AUGCUGGUGAUGCUGCUCAUGAUCCCCGGCUUCGACUGCGUCCUGGCCGGCAGGAACAUCACACCUGCUUGGCAAGACAUAUUCAUCAUCAGCUGGGUGGCCGCGCUGGUUUGGUCGAUGGAGUUCCUUAGCGCCCUCUCGUGCUUCGCCGUCUCCUUCGCCACUCAGUGCUGGUUCUUCUCCGACGAUGUGGUCGUGCAGGGGGCGCGCCGCGUGCCGCCCACCGCCGUGAAGAAAGGCCAUGCGUGGGGCAUGCGGUUCCACUCGGGGACGAUCGCCCUCGGCUCCUUCGUCAUGCCCUGGGCGCGCAUUGUGCGGAACUGCGUGCCCUCGCUUGCCUACUUCGACAACCAAGCGUACAUGGACGUGGCCCUGAACAGCAGCAGCUUCGUCGAUGCCGUGGUGAACACGGAGCUCGUCAUGGGACCCAGGAGCUGCUUGGGCCGUUGCAUGCCCGUGCAGCUCGGCGGGCUGGGGGCGAUCUCCGUGAUCGGAGCGAUCGCGACGUAUUUCCUCCUGGGGGACCUCUUCGAGCCGGACUUAUUGGUGCCCAUGGCGGCUGUCGCGAGCUUCCUCACGGCGUUUCCAUUCAUGGCGGUGUUGGACCAGGUGUCCGGUACCAUCAUCUUCUGUGGCCUCCUCGACAAGAGCGGCGCGCAUCUGCAGAACUUCCCCUGGAGAACGCAGGAGCUCCUGGCGCAGUAUGGCAUGUGA
This is a messenger RNA of Prorocentrum cordatum, 714 nucleotides long. NCBI's taxonomy places the organism in Eukaryota, Dinophyceae, Prorocentrales, Prorocentraceae. The record is from the annotation of a GenBank genome assembly.